Pleuronectes platessa (European plaice) is the source of this 1836-nucleotide messenger RNA. It is a transcript of the gene eif1axb, whose product is annotated as eukaryotic translation initiation factor 1A X-linked b. Gene Ontology annotation, molecular function: RNA binding; translation initiation factor activity. Gene Ontology annotation, biological process: translational initiation. The record is from RefSeq and is a predicted model, not a curated record. Lineage: Eukaryota; Metazoa; Chordata; Actinopteri; Pleuronectiformes; Pleuronectidae. The transcript has 7 exons. The coding region runs from base 138 to 572 and encodes 144 amino acids. Gene Ontology annotation, cellular component: cytoplasm.
UUGAACGUGGCGGAGCGCAUGCGCAGAGCGGUCAGUGUGAAUUAGCGGUAGCUAGCCGAGCUCAGUUUCUCUCUCUCUGUUUAAACACGUUCUCUCGUUUCAGUUCUUUGGGAUUCACGUGAACCGCGUCAGAGAACAUGCCCAAGAAUAAAGGUAAAGGAGGAAAGAAUCGGCGACGUGGAAAGAACGAGAAUGAGUCUGAGAAGAGGGAGCUGGUGUUCAAGGAGGACGGACAGGAAUACGCUCAGGUGAUUAAAAUGUUGGGGAACGGACGGCUGGAGGCCAUGUGCUUCGAUGGCACCAAGCGGCUUUGCCACAUCAGAGGAAAACUCCGGAAAAAGGUUUGGAUUAACACGUCAGACAUCAUCCUGGUCGGACUGAGAGAUUAUCAGGACACUAAAGCCGACGUCAUCCUGAAGUACACGGCAGAAGAGGCUCGUAGUUUGAAAGCUUACGGAGAGCUGCCGGAGCACGCCAAAAUCAACGAGACAGAUCCGUACGGACAAGGAGACGAUGACGAGGUUCUGUUCGACGACAUUGGAAAUGAUGAUGAGGAGGUUGAUGAGAUCUAAAGACCUGCUGCUCGGGGGGGGAGGUGGGAUUUUACUAGAGAUGCUCCCGUUGGGAUAUUUUGAGCCGAAACACCGCACCAAUAAUUAUUAUUUUUUCUUAAGAUCAGCCUCUGCCAAUCCAGCACAGUUUAUUAACAGUAUGUUUCCAUCUCCAGGUUGUUUACCAUCAGCAGACGUCUUUGUCGUUUGAAGAACUUUAAGUGCAUUUCACAGGGGGGAGGGGGGGGGCAUCAGUACUUAGAUGUAGUUGUUUUGAAUGAAGAUGAGAUGCUGCUUCAGUUAUCACCCGUAGCCACUGGAGGGCGCUGCAGCAGGCGACCUGCUCCCGGAUGGUGACGAUGCAGUAAUUCAUUCCGUUGGACUGUAGAAUCCGAGCAGGCUGAUCGGCAGCAUCAUGUUUGGGGAGAAUAUCUGGAGCGUUGCUAGAUUUUUACCUUUUGCUUCUCACGUCAACAGAAAAUCUCAUUCUCAUAGUUCUUUUUUUUCUUUCUUUUUGUAGCCGAAACACUCGCUCCCUGUCGACACCAUGACUGCAAAAUAUCUCACACCGAAUGCGUCAUCUUUUUAAAAUGUAUUUAUAUUCAUUUCACAUUAUGUGGAAUUUAGCAACAAGUACAGAAUCUCUGGAUUCGUCAAUAAAAAGACAGAACUAUGACGUGUUUUUCUUCUUUCUGCAGUCGCCUGGUAGACACGUUUAUAAAGUCCAAGACAGUUUGAAGGCUGUUUAAUAUCAUGGCUUUUCAUUUUGUUGACCUAAUAUUCCACGAACGAUUCCCAGUCAACGAGUUGCUUGUUUUGAAUCGAGCCUCGGCCGAACGGAGGCAAAGAAAAGAGUCAAAUGUAAAAAGAAUCAAAUGUAUUUUUCUGUUUCCCUUGUUCGUGUUUCUGUCUCUUUUUAUCUUCUUUUGUUUCCUCUCAUGUUCUGACCUCUUCGCUGCUCGCUCUGCGGCUGCAACACAAAGUGAAGCUCGACCAGCGGUUCCCAAACUCUUCACCACAGAUACACACCAGUAAAACCUCACCGCUGUGGCGUCUGUCUUACUUCGUCUCUUAACCUCUGGCAAAUUGAUUAUAUAUACAGUAUAUUAUAUAUCUUCUUCUUCUCCCCCUCUGGAAACCUCCCCAUGUUCCCAGAGGGCCCAGCACCUCGGUUUGGGAACCACUGCUCUAGACCACAUGGGGCCUGUUGCUGUUGUAACUCUGAAUUAAAAAUAAUUGUACUAUGAUGUUUGAAGGCUGGUUUCCAAUAAAGAUCUUAACUCGG